Macrosteles quadrilineatus (aster leafhopper) is the source of this 1919-nucleotide messenger RNA. RefSeq names its product 1,5-anhydro-D-fructose reductase-like. Bases 109 to 1107 code for a protein of 332 amino acids. The transcript has 6 exons. Gene Ontology annotation, cellular component: cytosol. The record is from RefSeq and is a predicted model, not a curated record. Gene Ontology annotation, molecular function: aldose reductase (NADPH) activity. Lineage: Eukaryota; Metazoa; Arthropoda; Insecta; Hemiptera; Cicadellidae.
AAUUCACUACUACUCCACUACUUGUCAAGUUAAGUUGUAACUUGACUUGUGAAUGUGAGGAAUAUAGCUUGAUUAUUAGUUUUAAUAAUUAAACCUAAAUUGAUAGAAAUGGCAAAGAAAUUAACUGGUGACUCUGUUCUUACAGCGCCACCAAAUAUGAAGAUGCCUCUUGUCGGCCUUGGAACUUGGCAGGCAGGGGAAGAUGUGAUAGAAGCUGCCCUCAAUGCCGCUCUAGAAGCAGGCUAUAGGCACAUUGACACUGCCUUUGUCUACAUGAAUGAAGCCGCCAUUGGGAGAGCUUUAAAAAAGUGGUUUGAUAGUGGGAAACUAAAACGUGAAGAACUAUUCAUCGUCACAAAGCUACCAAACAUAGCAAUGAACGAAAAAUAUGUGGAAAAGUACCUGAGCCAAUCGUUGUCUGAUUUGCAACUGACCUAUGUGGAUCUGUACCUGAUCCAUCAUCCCGUCGGACUGGUGCAUGGAGAGGGUCCUCUGCCUCGGGAUGAUAAGGGCAACAUCCUUGUAGAUAUGUCUACUGACCAUGCUGCUAUUUGGAAGGCAAUGGAGGCCCAAGUCGAUGCUGGACGGACAAAGGCUAUUGGAGUUUCUAACUUCAACAGCGACCAGAUUGACCGCAUUUUAAAGACAGCUCGGAUACCUCCGGCCAACAAUCAGGUGGAGCUGUACUUGUAUUGUCAACAGAAGCCUCUGCUGGAGUGGAGUAGACGUACUGGAGUAACUAUUUGUGCUUACGCUCCACUAGGAUCCCCCUCCAUGAGUCAGUUUGUCAAGGCCGUCUGUGGCUCUGAUGAAGGGAUCAAAGAACUAAACCCUCUCGUGGACCCUGUGGUGGUUCGAAUAGCUGAGGCUCACAACAAGACUGAAGCACAAGUGUUGCUAAGGCAUCUACUGCAGCUUGGAGUAGCCGUCAUACCAAAGAGCAGCAAUCCUUUAAGGAUCACCCAAAACUAUCAGGUUUUUGAUUUUGAACUAACUGAAGCAGAGAUGGCUCAACUCAACGCUCUAGACAAAGGAGAAGAAGGCAGGCGGUUUAUCGGUGGAAUUUUUAAAGGGAUUGAAGUUCACCCUGAAUAUCCAUUCAAGUAAUCCCACUCAUUGUAUCUGGAGAAGAUUACUUUCCACACAGCACUAUUACAUCACAUCAUAGUAGGCCUAUUAUAGACCUGAUCAAGUAAUCACUUUAUAAAAAAAACAACAAAAAAACAGAACACUACUGAAAUACCAGGAGAAUAGUAGGCCUACCCAACAAAUUUAAUAUUUACAAAAAUUAAAAUGUGGACUUAAAAAAUGUUAUCCAUAUAAUAGCAUCAAUGCUAAAAUGAUUAUAAGUAAUGCUAGUGGGGCAAAACUAACAGUGUCUUAGUGAAAUAUUAGAACUAAAAUUCUCCAAUUUGGCCUGACAAUGCCUGGUGUGACCAAUUAAAAAAAUUCCCUAUGGGAACAUCAUUUGCCUUUUCGUACAAGUUUACAGUAAGUGUUAUAUCAAAGAGGGUUAAAGGUCUAUUUUAUUAUACCCAUUUUACUAUUAAUUUUGCAAAGUAACACACACUGGUAAGUAUAUAUUUUGAUGUACAAAGUAUUAAGUCCGUCCACGUUAAAUCAUCAAUAACUUGUCAUUUAUGGAUUAGACAUGGAACAUUUUUACAGGGUUAUUUGGGUCAAGCAAUACUGUUUUCAAUAUAAAUAUAUUUUUAAGUUUUCAAAAAUAUUGCUGUUGAAUUUGAAAGUUUUAUUUGAAAUUGUUUUCUUCUUUAAAUGUUUAUAUACUAUUGUUGACUAUUGUCCUGUUCAUGCAUUCAGAUAUAAUAAGUGGAAUGAAUGAUAUGUUCAUAAUAAGUAUGUUGUUGUUAUUAAUUUUCAAAGUGCUCUUAUCUUUUUAUGUGAGGCAUGAACAACAU